CACAAAACGUCCAUGUUGUGUCCUAUAACUCUAUACCACGUUGGCACGUUUGGCUUUUAUAAGAGUGUGUUCGGCACAACCAAACUGCUAUCUCCUCAAACACAAACACUGCUGACUGCUGUUUUUGAUACUUCUAUCAAAGAAAUUAUGUCUACUGUUGCUGCAACUUCCGCGAUAUCUUUGUCUUCAAACUUUCUCUCUCAUGAAGGAUUUAAAGGGGAACUCAAUUCUAUCUGUGUCUCACCAUGGAGGAAACAAACAAGAGUAGGAAGAGCUGGUGCUGCUGUUGUUACAGCCAAAUUUGAUUUGAAGCCCCCACCUUAUCCAUUUGAUGCCUUGGAGCCUCACAUGAGCAAGCAAACCUUUGACUAUCAUUGGGGGAAGCAUCAUAGAGCCUAUGUGGAUAACUUGAACAAGCAAAUAGUUGGAACAGAAUUAGAUGGAUUGCCACUUGAAGAAGUAGUACGUAUCACAUAUAACAAAGGAGAUGUACUUCCUUCUUUUAAUAAUGCAGCACAGGCCUGGAACCAUGAGUUCUUUUGGGAAUCCAUGAAGCCUAGUGGUGGGGGAAAGCCUUCCGGCGAGCUUUUGGCGCAAAUUGAAAAGGAUUUUGGUUCUUUUGAAGCAUUUGUUACUGAAUUCAAGACUGCUGGGGCUACACAGUUUGGUUCUGGCUGGGCUUGGCUUGUUUACAAAACAAAUAAAUUGGAUGUUGGGAACGCAGUAAAUCCGAAGCCAUCUGAAGAUGACAAGAAGCUUGCAGUUGUUAAGAGCCCAAAUGCUGUGAACCCUCUCGUUUGGGACUAUUAUCCACUUCUUACUGUCGAUGUUUGGGAGCAUGCUUAUUACUUGGACUUCCAGAACCGAAGGCCUGAUUAUAUCUCAAUUUUCAUGGAAAAUCUUGUUUCCUGGGAUGCUGUCAGUGUAAGAUAUGAGGCAGCCAAGGCUGUUGCUGCUGACAGGGAGAAAGAAACAGCACAGAAUUAAUAAGAUUCUAGCAAGAUGGUUUAUAUGUUAAUUGCGUGAUCAAGUUAAGAAGCAGCAUUUGCGAACAAUUGGUGCAGAGUAUCAAAUUACGAGUUUAUCCAGCCUAGCUGUUGUAGUUGAGCAUAAGUGUCGCUUUCGUCGAUUGUAAAUCUUAAGGGUGCAUUCUAGCUUGUUAUACAGUUUUGAUUAUAAUGCCUGGUGAUACUCAGGUCAAAAUAAGAGCAGCUCAUUGUAAAAUUGUGCUUCUGCUGAGGAGCUUAAACCAGGAAUAAUGCAGGAUUUUGAGAAAGUUAUAAAAUUGCUAUCGAUAUAAUUAGAUUUAAA
This is a messenger RNA of Beta vulgaris subsp. vulgaris (sugar beet), 1311 nucleotides long. Its product is annotated as superoxide dismutase [Fe], chloroplastic. Gene Ontology annotation, molecular function: metal ion binding; superoxide dismutase activity. Bases 13 to 987 code for a protein of 324 amino acids. Gene Ontology annotation, biological process: superoxide metabolic process. The record is from RefSeq and is a predicted model, not a curated record. NCBI's taxonomy places the organism in Eukaryota, Viridiplantae, Streptophyta, Magnoliopsida, Caryophyllales, Amaranthaceae. Gene Ontology annotation, cellular component: chloroplast nucleoid. The transcript is spliced from 9 exons.